Messenger RNA from Chlamydomonas reinhardtii, 2235 nucleotides. RefSeq lists its product as uncharacterized. The coding region runs from base 423 to 2012 and encodes 529 amino acids. The transcript is spliced from 8 exons. The record is from RefSeq and is a predicted model, not a curated record. Lineage: Eukaryota; Viridiplantae; Chlorophyta; Chlorophyceae; Chlamydomonadales; Chlamydomonadaceae.
CAUUUGGAGGCCGUUGGGAGGCACAUCCUCUCCACAUCCCGUCCACGUAGUAGACGCACCGAAGGUGCCCCACGUCCCGUUGGAGACAGUGAAUGGUUGGGCUUAGCAAUUGGAAAGUAAUAUUCACUGGCACGGGAAGCGGGGGCCCCGACUCCCCGACUUGGCCCGAGUCCCCGACUCCCCGUCACUCACAAUCAAAAUGGCUGGAUCGAGCUGCGCUGGAUCCGGCCUUUGGCUUACUCGCUCUUGUCUAAGGACCGAUAAGCGUAUCCAGUCUACACGUGCAAACACAUAUUAGUAUCGACAGCUCCGUCGCCAGCUUGGGCGAUAUGUCGAACCCCAAAACGCCUGGCAUAAAGGGCCAGAAGGCAGCAAGAAUACAAGUACACGACAAUUUCAAUGAACAUUUAGCUGCGAGCUCCAUGUAUGGCUCGAGCUCGGCAGAAACACGUUCGUUGUUGACCCCUGGCCUUCGGCUCGGACCGCCUCAGAGGACGCCGGCGCUGGCGUUGCAGCGGCCGACAGGGUCGAUUGCGACAAGCACGGGCCCCCAGCGUGUGGCAGCCGCGCCGGCACCCUCCAGCCACAGUGGCGGCGUCGACCGCUCCCUCUCGUGCCGCGCCCCUUCUCAGCCCACCCUAUCACACCAGGUUUUUAAAACACCGGUCAAGAGUGCCUCCGCGAGCUCCGUUCACGUGGACAGCCUGUGCACUGAGUUCCGGUCCAAGACGGCGCUGCGGGUGCCGGCCGACCGGCCGGCAAAGGACCAGCCGCAGCUGAGCGGCCUGGCGACAGGAGUGCUCAAGCCGCGCAUCCGACCAGGCGACGACGCAUGCUGGUUCAGCCCACCGCGCGGGGGCCGAAACCUGAGCCGAGAGCUCCGCGGUCUGGGCGUGGACUCUGGCUUUGGCGGCAGCGAGGCGGCAGCCGAAGCCACGCGGUUCGCCGUACCCACCACAUCAGCGGCCUCCACUGCCACCACCACCUUCGCCGCACACCCGUGCAGCUCCUACCAAAGCGGCGGCAGCAGCGGUGGCGGAGGCAGUGCGGCCUGGGCUGCGUCUGCAGGCCCUGGGGGGUCUUGGCAGGCCACACCCUCAACCGCAACCGCGACUGCCAGCGCCGCCGCCGCUACCAGUGCUGCGGCUGCCCCUGGCUCCGCACAGCUUCCGGUCGCCGUGUCUGCAGGCGCGCCGCCGCUCGUGUGCGGCGGCGGACACAGGACACACGACACCGCCACCAGCGCCGUGUCUCAUGGUGGUACUGGUGCCGGUGCCGGUGGCGGUGGCGGUGGUGGCCGUAGCUGCAGCGGGGGCGGUUGUGGCGGCACGGCCGCUACAAGCACCAGCAGCCAUAUGAGCAGCGGCAAGGUGUGCCCCUCGGCGAGCGGCGCCACAGAGGCGAGUGGCGGCCUCAGCGGCGGGAACAACGCCACCGGCGCUGAUAGCCUUGCACAGCCCCACUGCCCGCCAGCCAGGGCUGGAGGCUGCGGGCCCGCGGCCGUGCCCGUGCCCGCGGCCGCAACCCUGGUAGAGCGGGAUGGCGUGCCAGCUGCGGCCUCUGCUGCAAUGCCCUUGAAUGGCAUCACCGCGCCUGCGGCUCCGAGCCGGGGUGAAGCCCACACCGCGCCAGUAGGUGGCGUCACUGCGGCGGCGGCGGCGGCGGCCGCGGGAGGCACGUCGUCGCAGCGGCGUGUGGCAGCGGUAGCCUCUGAGGCGCCAGCCGGAAGUGGGGCGCACAGGGCCGCCAGCGAGGGAGCCACACACAGCUACAAUGGGGAGCACCUGGCGGCGCCACAGCAGCAGCAGCAGCAGCAGGCGCUGGGCAGCGUGAAACUCUUCAGCCCGGUGAAGGCGGGCCGCGCCCACAGGGAGAAGCUGGGCACGGACGUGGUCCUCACCCCAGUCCGUCGCUCUGCUCGCACCAGCCAGAAGCCCACCACGCCAAUCGGUGCGCUGCUGGAGAUGACCAAUUUUGCAUUUGUCAACAAUUCCUACUUGAAUGCGGAGUAGCGGCUGCACUGACGUUCUGGCAUAAGCUGAUUGUUUCGUCUGAGUUGUCGCUGAUGCCCCAGUUUAGUGCAGCAUGUAAAAAAUGUUUAUGUGCACCUUCUGGGCCUGGGUUGUCGUAAGACGGAUGCAUGCACAAACGGACGGCGAGACUUCAUCGCGUGCAAGUGAAGGCUCCGGAUGCGGCGAGGGCUGCGGCAAGCAGCCACUGUAAUACCAACGGCAU